AUGGGGAAGGGGGCCGAAGUUGAGUCUGACGGUAACCCCACCAGUGAAGAUGAGAGCAGGAAAGGUCUGGAGGAUCUCUCUCCUCUCUCAGGCUCUACAGAUGGGACAGAAAAUCACCAGGUCACCGAUGUCAUCCUCCAGCCACUGGGGGGCAGGAAAAGCCCAGAAUCUUUUACAGAACUCAUCUUCAGUAAUGCCAACCAUCAUGAUGCCAUCAACCACAAUGAAAUCUCCUCCUACAUCCAGUCUCCACUGAACCUCGACAGUGGACUGCACCUCGAGCUUCAGUCUAUGGCUUAUGGGCCUGUCCAGAGUUUUCUAACAGACAGUGCUGAAGUAGAUAAGGUGGUUGAGGAAGACGUGAAUGGAUCACAAGACAAAGCUGAAGGUGUGCUGCCAUAUGCCAGCUUCCAAAACAGCAUGAAAGGACCUGAACUGAAAAUAAAAGGGGUAAAUUUGGACCUGAUGGCCCAAAACACGACUCCAAGCUCAGGAUUAACCUACAGUCCAGUGUCCUCAUCAGAGAAGAUCCAGUCUGAAAGCUACAGCCUGGUGCCUGAGCCUAGAAACUUAACUGGAGGAAGUGAUGAAGCCUUGAUGUUUGUCCUUACUUCUCUUGAGUCACCUUCAUUGUCCUCCCCUGCUCCAACAACAGGAGCUCCUGCACCAUUGGUAAGCAUAGCCGCUAGCACCCCUGUGACUAACUCCGAGCUCAUCCUGACCCCUCUGCAGUCCAGCAUGGCUCUCUACAGCCUGAACGACACUCCAGCACCGACCCCUAUCAAACAGGACCUGGCGGAGAGCGAGAGUAACCCGGAUCAUCCACACACACACCUGAGCUACAGACACACACCUUUACCUUUACACUCCAAACACGUCAGUGCGCCUCUCCUCACACAGACGGACCUAACACUGGUCAGAGGUCACAACCCUAUCAUGAACCUCAGCCUGUGCGGGGACUACCUGUGCGCUGUAUCUGAAUACAGGCAGCCGAGGACGGAGGGAAAACACCUGGCACAUCUGCCGCCUGUCCACACAAAUCAGAACCUGACUGACCUUUAACCUGAGUCUCAG
Molecule: messenger RNA, 1074 nt
Organism: Colossoma macropomum (tambaqui)
Lineage: Eukaryota; Metazoa; Chordata; Actinopteri; Characiformes; Serrasalmidae
Gene: six4a
Product: SIX homeobox 4a
Exons: 3
Coding region: 1-1062 (353 amino acids)
Source: RefSeq, a predicted model, not a curated record